Nipponia nippon (crested ibis) is the source of this 1944-nucleotide messenger RNA. The record is from RefSeq and is a predicted model, not a curated record. NCBI's taxonomy places the organism in Eukaryota, Metazoa, Chordata, Aves, Pelecaniformes, Threskiornithidae.
AUGGCUAGUGGCUGUUCUGCAUUGCAGUGGCCACCUUAUGCUCGGUCCUGGUGGAGGAGCUGGAGGUUAAACAGGUGUGAAGAGAGUCUUGCUCUUCUGCUGGUACGGCUGAUCUUGGCCUGCUGGAAUAUCCUUGAUCCAGAGUGUUUAAUAUGUGGAAAGAAGAUAGUCACAGAUGAUGCAAUUUUUAAUUUUGGCUCUAUAAAACCAGAUGAAACCAAGAGCAAGGAGAUUGAAAGAAUUAUAGCCAAGGGUAUGAGCAAGAAUUUUCUUCAUUCGGGUCAAUCGGAUCCAUAUAAGAGUACCUUGAAUAUCAUAUAUGCUGAAUAUCAAACUGGUACGCAGUAUAACACUGCAGAAAAGGACAGUGUUUUAUCUGUCUUCGACACAGAAGGUAGUUUACUUCAGAUGGCUGAGAAAACAACCGGAGGCCUGCAGGAUGUCCCCGGCUCUUCUCCUGAUGAAAAUGAAUUUCCUUUCGGAUAUCCCACUAACAUUUGUGAAGAUGUGCCUGAUCAGAAGUACCUGUGCAGCAACUGCAAUAACAUUCUGAAGAAAGCCCUGCAGACGCUCUGUGGGCAUAGGUACUGCUCAGCCUGCCUCUCCUGGAUUGUACGAAACAAUAAAAAUGCAAUUUGCCAGAAAUGUAAAGAGGAAGAUCCCAGCACUUUAAGUGAGGGAAGCCUAUUGGCAGAAGAAAGGGCUUUUGGUGAUGCUGCCAUUAAUAAAGAGAUUUCUGAACUCAAAGUACACUGUGUGACCCUUGGAUGCAGUUGGUCUGGUAUCAUGAAAAAUUUUGAAGAGCAUCAGAGCUUAUGUGAAUAUGCUUUAAUCCCUUGUCACACCGGUUGUGGACACAUGGUGAUGAGAAAGAAACUUGCAGAUCAUUUGGAAAAUGGAUGUGUUAAUAACGUGACAACGUGUCAGAAGUGUAAGCGGAGCUUAUCCAGUAGUGAAUACCAAGGAAGCAAAGAAAAGAUAAAGGAGCAUGAAAAAAGUGCAGUUGGGGCCCACAUGCUGCUUCUGCUGCAGCACAUAAAGCAACUGAAGGCAAGCUUGUGCACUGCUGCCAAAGCUGCAAAUGGUUCCAUCCCAUCGUCAGAGCUGAACGUGAAUGGUGCAGGAAAAAGCAUCUCUGAUCUGCAGAUCCCAGGGGGGCUGGACGUCAAUGGGGAUCUGGAAGUAGACUGUUUUCCUGGAUCUUCUGUUUCUGAAGAUGAAUCUGUUCUGCAACAGCUUGUGAGGGAGAAGGUGAUUUCUGAGCUAGAAAAUAAGCUACAUGUGUUCGAGAAUAUUGUGGCAGUGCUCAACAAAGAGGUGGAGACCUCUAACUUGGAAAUCACAGCCUUUCGGAGACAGAGUGAACUUGAUCAGAAUAUAAUACGAGGUCUCGAACUGAAGAUUGCAGAGUUGCACCGGUGCCUGACGCAGAAGGAUGCAGGCCUGAGCAGUCUUCAUAAGAGUCUUCUGUUCUCCGAGCAAGCUUCCUAUGAUGGGGUCUUUCUGUGGAAAAUAACAGAUGUUGGCAGGAAGUUACAAGACUCUGUGACUGGAAGAACAGUCAGUUUGUAUUCACCAGCUUUCUACACUGCAAAGUAUGGCUACAAGGUCUGUCUGAGGGUUUAUCUGAACGGGGAUGGGACAGGAAAAGGAACCCACAUGUCCUUAUUCUUUGUUGUCAUGAGAGGAGACUAUGAUGCUCUGCUCCCGUGGCCUUUCAGACACAAGGUUACAUUUAUGUUGCUUGACCAAAAUAAUAGGGAACAUAUUAUCGAUGCAUUUCGGCCAGACUUGACUUCUGCUUCAUUUCAGAGACCAGUGAAUGAUAUGAAUGUCGCAAGUGGCUGUCCCAUGUUCCUCCCUUUGUCCAAACUACAGUCACCUAAAUACGCCUAUGUGAAAGAAGACACACUUUUCCUUAAAUGCAUUAUAGAAACAAAUUAG